Molecule: messenger RNA, 1325 nt
Organism: Camellia sinensis
Lineage: Eukaryota; Viridiplantae; Streptophyta; Magnoliopsida; Ericales; Theaceae
Product: proton pump-interactor 1-like
Source: RefSeq, a predicted model, not a curated record
AAGAUUAAAAAAAUCUAGAGCUUCUUGGCCUGUUAUGUUUCUUGAUUUUGUUUGAAGACCAUUGGCAUAGAUCCUGCUCGAUCAUUUGUUCGAGUGAAAAAAUGGGUCCCAACAGUUUACAGUUGUUUAAUUGUUGGUGGAUUUUCAACCUGUUUUUGAUUGAUUGAAUGUGUUUUUCUUUUCUUUGUUUUCUUGAUUUGUAUGUUUUUUGAGGAAUCGGGAUCUUGUAAGGGUAUUUGUGUGUUAACUUCUGGUGGAAAAAUAUGGACGUGGAGGUUGUGAAAUCUGAGUUGGUGCCAGUUUCUGUGGAAUCUGGGAGUGAAGAAAACAACUCUUCGUUGCAUGAGAAGGAAAAUGGGACAUUGAAUCAGGAAACUGGGCUUAAUGAACCCAUAAAAUUUGGUUCACAUGGCAUGGAUGAGCCGGUUGAUAGAGAAGGAAGCAACAUCCCUAUGGCUGACUUCCCAAUGGAUGUGGUUGAUGAAUGGCCUGAACCUAGGCAGAUCCAUUCUUUUUAUUUGGUCAAGUAUCGAACAUAUGAGGACCUAAAACUGAAAGCCAAAGUGGAGCUGGCCGAUAAGGACCAGCAAAAGAAGAAUCAAGCGAAGUAUCAGAUUAGUGACAAAUUCUGGGCUAAAAAGGCAGAGAAAAGUCGGUUGAUUGACCUAAUGAGGCAUCUGAACGAUGAGAAUAGGCAGUACUGGAAUAUCGUGAAUGGGAAGAGAAAAGAGAUGGAACCUCUGCAUGAGGCACUGGGCAAGUUGCGUAACACAAGCAGUGUCAAUCGCGAGAAGGGUGUUGGUAUAUGUUCAUCUGUGGAAGAGCUUAAUUAUCUUAUCAAGAGCUUGGAAUACCGUAUUCAACAUGAAAGUAUUCCACUUUCCGAGGAAAAGGAAAUCCUUAAGGAAAUUAAACAGCUUGAAGCGACAAGGGAAAAAGUAGUUGCUAAUGCUGCUAUGAGGGCAAAAAUUCAGGACUCAAUGGGUGAAAAAGAUGUCAUUCAGGACCAGGUUAAACUUAUGGGAGUUGAUCUGGAUGGAGUUAGAAAGGAACAGCAGGUAGUUAAGGUCAAGCUUAAGCAACUUAGUGACGACAAGGAGGUCUUAGAAAAAGAAAUUAAUUCUCUAGCCGAUGAGCUGGAUGCUGCAGCAGAGAAAUAUAAAACUGCUUAUAAAAUUUUUUCUGAUUUGAAUGCGGGGGUAUGUUGGUUUAUUUUCUAAUACAACUUUUUGUCGUUUUCUUUGGUUUGGACUUAGAACUGCUUUAUGGUUUAUUUGUCAGUGUUUAAUAUUAUUACAAAUAUUGAUUUUGUUAAAUUUGUGUCA